AUGGGAGAAGAGGAAGGCCAGCUCGAAUCAGCCGUUAGCCCAUUCUGGUCUAGAAUCCAGACGAGGGAGCGAGAAAUCAUCGGUCUUCACAGCACAUGGUGGGUGGAUCAAUGUCGAGUUGGUGUGAUCGCGUUGGCGAUUCUGCAAAUUUCUCCGUUGCAGAGAGAUGUCGAGGUGACGCCGCAGAUGGAGCUUAUUCAGACUACACACUAUGACCCCCGUGAGCACUUCUUGGGGUCGCCCGACUUUGUCGUCAGCCAGGGCCGGCAGUACGCCGUGCCGCAGCAGCUCAACCGUGACAUGUCCGUUUUGGCGGGCUUCCGUAUUCGAGACGGGGGCCGAAAGAAAACGGUCACUGCUCGUGGGGUAUCUUUGCUGCUCAAAAAGGUACAUGUCUGCUCCCAGCCUAGGCCCUGUGUCGACACCUUGGGGCUCGUCAUAGCUCCUGCUGCGCGUGCGACACAGCUUUCCUUUGCAUGCUCAUCCCCAGGCUCGCCGCCGCACCAUUCCCCUCGACGCCCACGACAGCGAGAAUCAACAGCCGUUCAGUUGGCAAUCUCGCCCAAUUUGCGCCAGAUUCCUUCCAUCAUCAGUCGCAAUGGGUCGUGGCAAGAGGAGAAACGCCGUAUGUUCUACCGCCGUGAACGAGCCAGCUCCCCUCCCUUUCUCCUCCAUCCUGCUGACCGACGUCGCCAGAACAAGCAGGGCCGUCACAGCGGUCCCCGGUCCGAGAGCUGGAAGUCCUACGCACAGGUCGAGAAGAAGCACGAGAAGCUGCAGGCCUACUACGAUGGCUUGCUCCAGCUGCCCGACGAGGAGAGGGAACAGUUCUGGGAUGCCCUGAAGAGGGAACUGCCCAACAGCUUCCGCUUUGCCGGCUCCAAGGGAUUGAGCACGCAGACGGCCGCACCGUCGAGCCGCCCAAGCCCAUCCCCUGGUACCCGAACGAGCUCGCCUGGGACUGACGACGCCCAAGAACAUUGUCCGAAAGUUCGCCCCCUUCUCCGCCUUCCAAAAGUCCUCGUCUCCGAGACGAGCAUCGGCAACAUCUCGCGCCAGGAGGUCGUCAGCAUGAUCCCGCCGCUCGUCUGGACCUGCGCCCCGGCUGACCGUCCUCGACUGUGCGCCAGCCCCGGCAGCAAGGCCACGCAGCUCCUCGAGAUGGCCACCAGGGCGAGGAGGCCCGCAUCAAGAAGGCCUGCGCGCCUUUGCCCAGCAGGACGGCUCGACCUCGGCGCCGAGACGGAAAGGAGCGCCAGGCCGACCUCGCCGCCGACCCGCCGACGACGGACGCCCCCGGCUCUCAUCGCACGACGCCGAUACAGCGCUUCAAAGAAGCCCAAGGUCGAUGAGAGCAACAGCGAAGAGGCCAAGGAGGAGGCCAAGGAGGAGGCCAAGGAGGAGGCCAAGCCUGCCGAGGCGGCGCCGAAGCCGACCAACACAAAGCCGAUCCGCAACCAGCACGGACAGAUCGAGGAGCCGUUCAAGUACCUGGCGCCGGACCACGAGGUGCUGCAGAACAUCAAGACGUUCUACUCGGUGUCGGCGCGGUUCCCGCAGGACCGGUUCAUGGUGCGCAACGCGACGGGCGAGCCGGCCAAGGCCAUCUACUACACGUCGUCGCUGGCCAAGGACGUGCUGACGGAGAACGAGGGCCGCGGCGUCAAGUUUGUGCACGGCGGCGUCAAGAUGUUCAUGCGGCAGGACGCGCCGUCGGCCGAGGUGUGCCGGUGGCGGAUCCAGUCGGAGGGCAUGCCGAUCGUGCAGGGCUACGUCGGCGAGGAGCGCAUCGUGCGGCUCACGAACAAGGAGACGCUGCGGCGGCUGCUCAUUGAAAUGUUCCCCAAGAUUGCCGACGGCGCGUGGCGGGCGCUCGGCGAGGUGGGCGAGCGCGUGCGCGACGUUGGCAUGGGCUGCCUCGUGCUGCGGCUCGAGCCCGACGGCACGGCCGACGGCUUCACCGAGCGCAUGGCGCUGCCGCUGUGGAAGAGCCUGCACUCGCUCAACCUCAUGCUGCCCAAGGAGGACCGCUCGGCCAUGCUGCUGCGCCUCUUCAACGACACGACGCCGCUCGUCAACCUGGCCCUGACCAAAGAGAAGCAGGCGCAGGUGCAGCAGCAGCAGCAGCUCCAGAGCGAGACGCAGGAGAACGGAGACGGCGCGGCCGACGAGGCGGCGAUGGAUGAGGCGAUUGAGGAUGCGCCCACGCCGGGCAGCGACUAG
This is a messenger RNA of Verticillium dahliae VdLs.17, 2223 nucleotides long. Its product is annotated as tRNA (cytosine-5-)-methyltransferase NCL1. Gene Ontology annotation, molecular function: tRNA binding; tRNA (cytidine-N5)-methyltransferase activity. Gene Ontology annotation, biological process: tRNA methylation. The record is from RefSeq and is a predicted model, not a curated record. The transcript is spliced from 5 exons. Gene Ontology annotation, cellular component: nucleus; cytoplasm. Bases 1 to 2223 code for a protein of 740 amino acids. Lineage: Eukaryota; Fungi; Ascomycota; Sordariomycetes; Glomerellales; Plectosphaerellaceae.